Alosa sapidissima (American shad) is the source of this 3393-nucleotide messenger RNA. RefSeq names its product calpain 10 (gene capn10). Gene Ontology annotation, biological process: proteolysis. The record is from RefSeq and is a predicted model, not a curated record. Gene Ontology annotation, molecular function: calcium-dependent cysteine-type endopeptidase activity. Gene Ontology annotation, cellular component: cytoplasm. The coding region runs from base 301 to 2301 and encodes 666 amino acids. NCBI's taxonomy places the organism in Eukaryota, Metazoa, Chordata, Actinopteri, Clupeiformes, Clupeidae. The transcript has 12 exons.
UGCAUUUACAUUGAUGCAUGUUUAUUCGAGUUUUAAAUAUGCCGACCCUUGGUUAUAUAUUUCAUUGUUUCAUGGUAUUGCGAAAUGAUGUCGCGUCAGUCAGCACUGGUCCAGCAGCAGCAGCUCAUCCAUCCAGCGGUCUUGUCUUGUCUUGUGUUCAUUCAUGUCAUAACAAUAUCUCGGAUUGUUGGUGCGCUGUAUAAAAAAUAGAUAGUUGGGGGUAGACAUGAAGUUGUGUUCUCGUCUGUCCACAGCGAAAGCUAUCAUCAAAGCUCCUGAAACUUCAGCCACACUGUUGUUAUGGAGCCCCAGGAUGAGGCUGCCUGCUUGUUUGAGGACCCUGAUUUCCCUUCGGAAGCGUCCUCCCUGUGCUCAUCAGAUGUCACACCCAUCUCUGCACUGCAAGGAGACAUCACUUGGCUCCGUCCCCAGGACAUUUGUCAGUCUCCUCGGCUUUUCCCGCUUGACCCACCCAAGGCUCAUGCCAAGCAAGGCAUUCUGGGAGAUUGUUGGUUGUUGUGUGCCUGCACUAUGCUGCUGAAGAACAAGGACUUGAUGGACCAGGUGCUACCAGCAGGUCAGCCGCAGUGGGGGGAGCAGGGCUACUCAGGGCGCUUCCUACUGCACUUUUGGCAGAGGGGUGCGUGGGUGGAGGUCCAGGUGGAUGACCGCCUGCCCUGCAUCGACAACAAGCUCUGCUUCUCCCAGUGCCUGUGUCCCAGUGCCUUCUGGGUUGCACUGCUGGAGAAGGCGUAUGCCAAGCUGCACGGCUCCUACGAGGCCCUAUGGGCGGGCCAGGUGUGUGAGGCGCUGGUGGACCUGAGCGGAGGUGUGGCAGAGCGCUGGAGCCUCCGACACUCCACAGGGGUCAGGGAGCAGGAGGAGGAAAGAGAGGACAGAGGAGACGCACCACCUCCUGCCAGGAGGAGAAAGGAGCUGAAGCUGCCUCAGGCAGUGAAAGAGGGCUGCGCCAUCAGCUGUUCCUUACACAACAACACAGGAGGUGUCAGUGAGCAAUGGCAGUACCAUGCCAUGAGUGUGCUGGAGUGGAGAGAUGUGCAGACUGUUGCCGGGGAAACUGAAUGUUUACUCAGAAUCAGGAACCCAUGGGGGAGACGGUGCUGGAGUGGGGCCUGGGCAGAGAAUGGUACUGGCUGGAAAACCCUGGAGCCAGCCUGUGCCCUGGACCUUCUCAGCCGAACUCAACAAGGGGAAUUCUGGGUCAACAUGGAAGAGUUCCUGAAGGAAUUUGAUGAGGUCACGGUGGGCUAUCCAAUCAUUGAUGGACAUCUACAAAGCAUUUAUACUGGAGCUGUCCUGGCCCACAGGCAGCAGGCACGAGGCCGCUGGCUGAGGGGUCAGUCGGCGGGCGGCUGUCGCAACAGCAGCAGCUACGCCUCCAACCCAAAAUUCUGGCUGAGGCUGGGAGAGCCUGCUGAGGUGCUGCUGUGUCUGUUGCAGCAUGACCCAGAGGAGCGGACCAUGGUGCCCAGCCGCGAUGGGACGAGACAUGGGGGCACCACGCCGCGGGGGGUUAGAGGUCUGGAGCGCAGACACCAGCACGCUAUCGGACUCCACAUGUGGAAGAUAGAGAAAAAACACUUGAACCUGUCGCGUACGCUAAACCGUGCCCCAUGUGCGAGCACACACUCGCAUGCGUACGAGCGUGAGGUGAUGCUUCAGGCUCAGCUCAGCGCUGGCUUCCACCUGCUCAUUCCCAGCACCUUCCAGCAGGGGGCACAGGCGAGCUUCCUGCUGAGGGUCUACUCCUCCAGCCCCACCACCCUCAGCGCAGUGAGAAUGAGGGAGGCUGUUGCGCCAUCCAGUUCGGAGGGGGAGUGGGAGACCAGCAGCUGCCAUGGCUCAUGGACGCCCGGCUCGUCUGCGGGGGGUAGCCGGAACUUUCCGUCUCAUGGGCAGAACCCCCGAUUCCCUCUCACUGUGACCUAUGACCCAGGCGGACCCAACGUCAGGGUCACACUGUGCCAGAACUGCUCUGAGUCAGCCUGUCAGGCCAUUGGCUUUCACAUUUAUAAGGUCCUUGACGGUGGAGCAGGCAUGUCUUUGGACCAGGAGCCAGUGGCCAGCUGCGUGCCUCACUGCUACUCCCAAGAAGUGAGUCUGGCCUGCAGCCUGAGAACCGGCGCCUACACCAUCAUCCCUUCCACCUACCAGCCAGACUGUAGUGGUCACUUCACCCUCACCCUGGCCCGCAGAAUACACAGAAAAGUGGUACAGAGCCAGGAAAGCCUGGGAUCAGCCAUACAGGAGGUUUCUUACAUCUCUCUGAUGCGCUGCUAGCUGCCGAUCCUCUCCACUACCGACGGUUCUGACGUGGGUCCUCUCUCUUUGGACGCAGAUGAAAGUGGCCGGCGACUUCCCCUUCCUCCUCUCCACCUCCUCCCUUUCCACCGGGCUCCCCCGGACCCCCGCACCCCCAUACGCUCCAGCAGUCCUCCAGUAGCCGAUUAGCACAUCACAGCGCGUCCGCUGGCCGCUCGCUAAUGGGAGACGACACGACUCCGCGGUGUAAACAAACAGGCGCUCGUCCGCCACUCACGAACAAAGAUGUCUCUCAUGGAGGGGAGCGCGCGCGCGGGGGGGGGGGGGUGGUUGGGUAUGAGGAUCUCACCAGCUGGCUACACCCCUUCAUCACCCAGCAGCCACCAGAAUCACUUUAUUCAGCAAAUGUACAAGGUACACAGGAGUUUGGACGUGGUGAUACAGUGCAGAGAAACAAGACACAAAUAGGAAGAAUACGACACUUCCUCUGUAAGUCAGCAUGCCUCUGUGAACUCGUUCCUGUGCUACCCGAGCACUCUACCUUCCAUCGCCCACCUUUAGGUGCUUUAUGCCCCCCAGCCCUACCCUGUAGGUCCCUCUAUCUCUACACCCUAACCAGUGCCAGGCCAACCCUGCUCGCCAAACCAGCACCAGCCAUCAACUGAGUAGGGGCUAUAGUGAUCAGCAGCCCGCCUCUUAAAGCUCUGAAGUGGGGGCUGGGGGGUAGAUGGGAGUUGGGGCAAGCUCAGAGGGCAGUGAGGUAGUCUAGGAUGGGAUGGGGUGGUAGGGGGAAGGGCUGGGGGGUGAUGGGUAAGGAGGGGGUUGCGGAGUCCCCUUUGGAAGUAGCCGCCCUGGUUUUUGGCUCAGCACGCAGCGACCGCAGAAGAGGCAUGCAUGGCUGCCUCAUGUCCUGGGGGUGACAGGCCAUGGCCCAUUGAGGGAUGAACGCACGGUGGCCUGACCAGCGUGUGUGUGUGUGUGUGUGUGUGUGUGUGUGUUUGAUGGAGGGUGAAAGAGAACGUCUGUUUAUUAAGUGGUAAAUGUUGUUUGCUUGUUUCUUGGAAAGCUAAAGUACAGUGAAAUGUAAACAAGUAAAUUAUGUCCAAAAUA